Molecule: messenger RNA, 1749 nt
Organism: Hippoglossus stenolepis (Pacific halibut)
Lineage: Eukaryota; Metazoa; Chordata; Actinopteri; Pleuronectiformes; Pleuronectidae
Gene: spic
Product: Spi-C transcription factor (Spi-1/PU.1 related)
Exons: 5
Coding region: 121-936 (271 amino acids)
Biological process (GO): cell differentiation; regulation of transcription by RNA polymerase II
Cellular component (GO): nucleus
Molecular function (GO): DNA-binding transcription factor activity, RNA polymerase II-specific; sequence-specific DNA binding
Source: RefSeq, a predicted model, not a curated record
UGAACAUAUUUAAAUUGACCAGCCUCUCAACCUGCUCACCUGGAUGACUGGUAAACAGGUACUGGAGGUCUGGGGCACAUAUAUGUAGCCGUCCAAAAGCUGCAGAGCUGCACUCGCACUAUGGCCUCGACGGAAGGAAAUACUCCGACGUUUAAGAUGACGUCCUUGGACAGCGACAUCAACCAACACUUCCAGGAUGCAAUCGACGUGAUUCAACAGCAUUCGAAUAAUUCAUAUUACGAUUCAGAGUAUCCACAUUACGAGACUCUGGGCACUCAGUGUCAUAUCUCCUGCUGCGUGGUCACACACCCGCCUGACGCACCGGCUCCCGUCUACGACUGGAGCGACACAGCUCAGUCCUGGCCUCAGGUCAUCCCUGACGUCUCGCUGGGUCACUCCAUACCAACUGAAUCCCCUCAGUUCUACUCCAUCGUACCACCACAGAGGAAAGGUCGUAAGAAGCUCAGACUUUAUGAAUACCUCCAUGAAGCCCUGAACGACCCCAACAUGGGCGACUCCAUCCAGUGGACGGACAGCGGCAGCGGCACUUUCCACUUCAUCUCCAAGAACAAGGAGAAGCUGGCCGAGUGCUGGGGCCAGCGAAAGGGCAACCGGAAGACCAUGACCUACCAGAAGAUGGCCCGAGCUCUGAGAAACUACAGCCGCACGGGUGAGAUCAUCAAAGUGCGCCGCAAGCUCACCUACCAGUUCAACCCAGACAUCCUGCACAAGCUGGGCUCCACUCAGGGGCCCCUGCGUCUGCCCUGUCACCCUGCACAGGAGGAGGCCCACGGCCAGCAGCAGCCGAGCCCGGGCGAACAGAGCUACUACAGCCCCUCGGCGGUGGACUGGCACAGCUGGUACAGCCACUACCAAAUGCAGGAGGACUACGAUCUGGCCGCCAGCUUCACCUCACACAGCACAACCAAACUCUGAGGAGGAGGAGGAUGCUUUAUUACAAAAAAAAAAAAGAAACUAUAAAAAAAAGCUCAGAAAAGGCCCAACCUUCAAAUUACACAUACUCAUAGAUAUCAGUUCCCUAAAUGUAACUGUUUUCCAUCUAUGAUACAUAAAUUGUUCCCUGGGAAAUUGGUGAAAAUGUCAAAGAUACUCCUGGAUUCGCCCCCUGAUCCAAAGUUCAGUGGGACCCAUUCUGUAAGAUACCUUACAAACCGUUUCACGAGACUACAUUAAAUUUGCUAAAUACAUUUAUAUCUGCAUGUAGCUGAUGCUGCCACUGUUACUAUAUUUAAGGUUUAUUUUUAUAUAAUAUUGUGUCUUGCUGAAGGAUAUGACAUCUAGAAAAAUAUAAUUGAAAACCCUUCUACAGCUUCAUCAUUCAACAUUAAGACAAAUUUCUAUUUUCAGUCUGUCGUCAUUUUUUUUUACACAGUCAGGACCACUUACAAUAUAAUAAAUACAAAUCAUUUCAUAGAUAUAUUUAAUUUUACAUAUAUUUUCGAAUCAAGGCCGUUUCCAAUACAUUUCCAAAAUGUUCAAAAUGGUAUUAGUGAUUGUAGUUGAUCAUAAUAACGAUUUACAUGUAAUAUAAUUUACUUACGGUUCCUGUUGUUACAGCAGCAUCUAGUAAUAAGUAUUGUGUUGAAUGACAUGUAUAUAUUUAUGAUUUUCUUGAUAAAGAUUUUAUACUUGUUGUAUUUAUAAUGUAAUGAGAUCAACUUUCCUUUUUUUUCACAAUUUGUUGGACUAUUUCAAUAUGAUCAAUAAAUCAAUCUGUGUUUUCUCCCA